UUCCUCUGUUCCCAUACUUCACGAAACGUCUCUUUCAGUGCCAGAUUAUCAGCAGCCAGACAGGUGUCGCCCUUCCCCGAAGAGGAAGCGAUACUACUCAAUGAUGGCUGCGCUGUCAGACCCGAGCGGUGCUGGCGCCGCGGGAAGUCAUGCGCAAGUACGGGUCAGACUCACCACGCGAGACACAGAACUCGCCGUCGAGGACCUUGCUCCCAUUCUCGUUCCAACGUCUUUCCGCCGUCUAACACUCUCUACCCUUGUCAACAGCCUCCUUGAAACCGAGAAGACGAUCCCUCUAGAAUUCAUCGUCAAUGGCACCUAUCUUCGUACUACCUUGGACGAGUAUCUUACGAGCAACGGCAUUUCCGCAGAGACGACCCUCACAGUCGAAUACGUACGAGCACGCAUUCCUCCCCAAUACGUGGCAUCCUUUGAGCACGACGAUUGGGUCAGCGACGUCGACGUCUUGUCCACCAAAUCUCCAAGAAUUAUCACUGCUAGCUAUGAUGGCUUGUUGAGAGUGUGGAAUCCCUCCUCCCAGAUUCUCGCGACAUCCCCCGGUAUGACCCAAGGUGGACACAGAUCUUCCAUCAAGUCUGCAAAAUUCAUAUCUCCAACUCAAGCAGUGUCGGGCGGGUUUGACCACACUUUAAGAUUGUGGAAAUACUUAGAGGAUCAGGAUGGGUUUUCGGCCAACCUCUCGCCACAAGUCGAGCUCUAUGGGCACAAAUCCUCGGUAGACUCAGUGUGCCCCCAUGCUGCCUCUUUUCGCAUACUCUCAGCCUCCUCCGACCACUCUGUUGGGAUUUGGUCUACCCGGAAAUCGGACGCACCCGCAGCACCUGAAGCCUUACUUCCAAAGACAAGAACCAAGGACGGCAAGAGGAGGAAAUUGAAUAGCGAGGUAUCGGUGUCGCAGCGUGGGCCCCUCGCGCUGAUGCAGCAGCACACAGGACCAGUCUCCGGAGCCAUGUUCGAUCUACGUGAUCCCACAGUGGCCUAUUCCACAUCCUGGGACCAAACGGUGCGUACUUGGGAUCUAGUCACCGCUUCGCUGGUUGACACUCGAACCACGUCAAGCGCAUUGCUCUGCAUUGAUCAUAUGCCAUCACUUCAUCUCAUCGCGGCCGGGUCAGUAAGCCGCGUGGUCAAGCUGGUGGACCCACGGACUUCCGCCGCAACAGUCACGGCCAUAACCUUAAAGGGCCAUAAGAAUUCAGUCGUCAGCCUGGCCCGAGAUCCUACCAACGACUACACCAUCGCCAGUGGCAGCCAUGAUGGGACAUGUAGAGUUUGGGAUGUCCGAAGCACCAAACAGGAGAAAGAGGGCGCUGUCGGGCAGAGUCUGUACACAUUGCCAAGAGCGAGUCUCAAUGGUGCUGCCAGCCCUGCGGUGGGCGAUGGUGUCAAAGUUUUUGGAGUGUGUUGGCACAGCGAGGUUGGCAUCCUCAGCGCAGGAGAGGACAAAGCCGUGCAGAUCAACCGUAGUGACAGCCAGACUUGAAGGUAUGUCCCACGGACAAUCUCCCCACCACGAGUCACAGGGGAGAGAUCACCAGCAACCACACGCUUUGGUUUGACGUUAGCAGAGUUUGCAGUUGGGUCACUGAGAGGUUGACCCGUCAACAUGUCAAGCCUUCUGCGGAGGUGGUCAAGCUACAGCAAGCCACAGACGGACAGCCCAGAAUGAUGGCUCGAAAUUAACUCGCCUGGGCUCGGGCUACACUCCGCCCUGCUCGGCAAGAUGAUGACCCCUUUCCUCUUUGUGCAUUUAUUAUCCGAAAACAAGGUUUCCCCCCAUUUGUGGGCAGUGGACACAGUGCGGUGAAAGAGCAAAGCGCAGAAGAGUCUGGCGCUAAAAGACACCGAAAGACGCAAGGAUUUCAGGUACCUGGCGGACUUCGAGCAGCGGAGAAGGUUAGCACAGCAAGCCACAACCGGGGACUUACGUAUACUGUGCGAAAUGACCGGGCGGUCAACAUGGACUCGAGCGUCAGGUAUUGGCUGCCGCUGGGCGAAAAAGCAACACGUGCAUGUCGAAGAUCUCGGAGAGGCGGAGAUGAAAAGGCCGAAAAGCGUACAAAAGUGGCAGGUCGAGGUGGUGUUGCAUGCAGCAACAGAAGCUAGAGGUCUAGCCACAUCACAAGAGAUCCGGAGGUCUGAGGAUGGACAGAGUUUAGCGGGAGAUGCCGCGGAUCACAGAUUGUGAAGGAGUGGAUGGAGAUGGACGAGGGAGAAGAGGAGGGAAGAGAUGAACAACAAGACAUGUGGCUAUGAUGAAAAGGAGCAAGGAGGAAGGGCGUCCUAAGUACCUCGUAAGGGAGAGAGAAAGCAGUCAACACUAUCACAUCAUUCGAUGAACCAGUCUAAUACCAGAUCAUUUCAAUAAUACUCGUACCAACUAGACGAGUG
Molecule: messenger RNA, 2412 nt
Organism: Cladophialophora immunda
Lineage: Eukaryota; Fungi; Ascomycota; Eurotiomycetes; Chaetothyriales; Herpotrichiellaceae
Exons: 1
Coding region: 101-1504 (467 amino acids)
Biological process (GO): ribosome biogenesis
Cellular component (GO): preribosome, large subunit precursor
Molecular function (GO): protein binding
Source: RefSeq, a predicted model, not a curated record